Messenger RNA from Phlebotomus argentipes, 1242 nucleotides. It is a transcript of the gene DCP2, whose product is annotated as m7GpppN-mRNA hydrolase. The record is from RefSeq and is a predicted model, not a curated record. Gene Ontology annotation, biological process: deadenylation-dependent decapping of nuclear-transcribed mRNA; nuclear-transcribed mRNA catabolic process, nonsense-mediated decay. The transcript is spliced from 2 exons. The coding region runs from base 160 to 1242 and encodes 360 amino acids. NCBI's taxonomy places the organism in Eukaryota, Metazoa, Arthropoda, Insecta, Diptera, Psychodidae. Gene Ontology annotation, molecular function: 5'-(N(7)-methylguanosine 5'-triphospho)-[mRNA] hydrolase activity; RNA binding; manganese ion binding. Gene Ontology annotation, cellular component: P-body; cytoplasm.
GCAUUUCUUGGGUUUUAUGGCGUUUAUAGUCAAUUUAUAGCACCCGAAGCGUCAUCACGAAGUUGGGUUAUGUCAGUCAAAACACUUUUGUGAUGCUCCUAUAUAUACCACAUCAGUGUCUCUACUCCUGAUCAGUCGACAAUAGAGACUCUGAGAGCGAUGAGUGCAGCCAAAUCUAUCCAGCAGAUUAACGAGGAGUUCCUCGAUGAUCUGGCCAGUCGGUUUAUCAUCAACGUACCUGAAGAGGAGCGGGCAAAUCUCAUCCGGAUUUGCUUCCAAGUCGAGCUGGCUCACUGGUUCUACUUGGACUUCUACUGUGGCGGCGAAGAUGACCGUGGCGUGUCGUGUACACUCAAGCAAUUCGCCCUGCAGAUCUUCCAGCACGUGCCCUUCCUGCGCGUCCGUCUGCCACAGCUGGACGAGAUCCUGGACAACUGGAAGAAGUACAAGCUGUCCGUCCCCACAUACGGUGCUAUCCUCGUAUCCGAGGACCUCAACCACGUGCUCCUGGUGCAGUCGUACUGGGCGAAGAGUAGCUGGGGCUUCCCCAAGGGAAAGGUCAACGAGAACGAGUCUCCGGCACACUGCGCCGUCCGGGAAGUGUUCGAGGAGACGGGCUUCGACAUUUCGCACCUCAUCCAGCCGACCGACUUCUUCGAGAGCACCUUCAACGAUCAGUUCACGCGACUCUACGUCGUGGCAAACGUGCCCAGAACGACCAAAUUCAUCCCGCGGACGCGCAAUGAGAUCAAGUGCUGCGAGUGGUUCCCCAUCGAGCUUCUGCCCAGCAGUAAGACUGAGGACACCAAGGCGACGGUGGGCUUCAACGCCAACUCAUUCUUCAUGAUCCUGCCGUUCAUCAAGCGCCUCAAGAAGUGGGUCCACUCGCGCCAGGAGAAGAACGGGAAGACGCAGCCGUCAAAGUGCGACAGCAAGAAGCGACAGCGACACAAGUCCAUGGGGGAGAUCGACAGCGUCUGGGCCACCGCCGAGGGAGCGCCAACACCAGUGGUGAAGCGCGACAAGGCGCCCAAGGCGAACCCAAAGCGCCAGCUCUUCGGCAUCGACGCCACGCCGGAGGGCAGUCCAAGCGUAGUGGCCAGGAGCACCCCGCUCAAGGGCAAGACCAAGGAAGGCACCAAGAAGCCAAUCCGCGAGCAGUUCCUGGUGACACCUUGUCGGGAAUGGGACAACUUCCGAUUCGACAUCGCUCGAAUUUGCGAUCCCAAAGUAAUCUUCUAA